Vitis riparia (riverbank grape) is the source of this 2394-nucleotide messenger RNA. RefSeq lists its product as uncharacterized. The record is from RefSeq and is a predicted model, not a curated record. Gene Ontology annotation, molecular function: nucleic acid binding; RNA-DNA hybrid ribonuclease activity. The transcript has 4 exons. Gene Ontology annotation, biological process: DNA integration. Lineage: Eukaryota; Viridiplantae; Streptophyta; Magnoliopsida; Vitales; Vitaceae. The coding region runs from base 1 to 2394 and encodes 797 amino acids.
AUGUUCGGAGUUUCUGUACUCGAGAUUGAUGGGGAUGACUUUAUUCCUGAUGCCUACACUGAUGAUAUGGAUUUUAUAGGCAUUGGUCGUAUCCUUAUGCAGCCCACGCGGGCCCAUUCUGCUUUUGACAUAUCUGGAGUUUCCGUACUAGAUGAUGAGUCAGUCUUUGAUGUCGUUACUUCUUAUUUUACUUCUGUUGAGGGAGCGUCCGACUCUGUGGACCCACCUCUUUCUUCUGACACUAUGUCCGGGUUUGUCACCCGCUUUGAUGAUAUUUCUGAUGGUAAUAAUGAUAUGAGUAUUUUUGAGUACUUGACUGUGUCACAGUAUCUUCCUUUGAUUGCACCACCAGCACCCACGACACAUAUAUAUGAUGUUGAUGAUAUGGGAGAUACGGAUGACCCACUGGGUGGUCAGUCAGAGUUUGAUUCUGACACAGAGGAUGAGAAAGUCACACCCAUUUCUGGUAGCACAGAGUUGAUAGAUUUUGGGGCACCAGAUCAGCUCAAGGAGAUCAGGAUUGGCUCUUCUCUAUCUCCUGAUGAAAGGAGUAGGUUGAUUGACCUGCUCAGGUCAUACUUGGAUAGAGCUGCUACUACUCUGUUCCAUGAUAUGAUGCACACAGAUGUCGAUGUAUAUGUGGAUGACAUGAUAGUGAAGUCCCGAGACAGGACAGAUCACUUAGCAGCCUUACAAAGGUUUUUUGAGAGGAUCAGACAGUUCAGGCUGAGAUUGAAUCCCAAGAAGUGCACCUUUGGGGUGACUUCUGGAAAAUUGCUGAGACACAUUGUUAGUGAGAGAAGUAUAGAGGUUGAUCCAGAGAAAAUCAGAGCCAUACUUGACAUGCCUGCCCCGAGGACUGAGAAAGAGAUCAGGGGAUUCCUAGGCAGAUUGCAGUACAUCAGUCGUUUCAUUGCUAGACUGACAGACAUUUGUGAGCCUAUCUUCCACCUUCUGAGGAAGAAUCAGCCUACAGUUUGGAAUGAUGAUUGUCAGCGCGCUUUUGAGAGGAUUAAGGAGUGUCUCCUUUCUCCUCCGAUUUUAGUGCCUCCCACACCAGGACGUCCUUUGCUUCUGUACUUAUCAGUUUCAGACAUGGCCUUAGGAUGCAUGUUAGCUCAGCUUGAUGAUUUGGGGAAGGAGCGUGCCAUCUAUUAUUUGAGUAAGAGGAUGCUUGAGUAUGAGUGCACGUACAUUAUGAUUGAGCGCCUUUGCUUGGCAUUGGUUUGGGCCACUAGGAGACUUAGACAUUACAUGACAGAGUAUUCUGUGCUCUUGGUCUCACGAUUGGACCCGUUGAGGUAUCUAUUUGACAGGCCUGUUCUGACCGAUCGUCUAGCUUCUUUGCCAAUAUCCGAUGACAGAUCGGUUGAUGAUGAUUUCCCUGAUGAGCAGAUCGUUUUGAUGACUAGUAUUACGGGAUGGCGGUUGUACUUUGAUGGUGCUACCAAUCAGUCGGGGUUUGGCAUUGGUAUCUUGUUGAUAUCACCACAGGGUGAUCAUAUCCCCAGAUCAGUCCGAUUAGCAUUUUCUGAUCAUCACCGAUUGACGAAUAAUAUUGUAGAGUAUGAGGCUUACAUUACAGGUUUGGAGACUGCACUUGAUCUUGGCAUUAGACAGUUGGAGAUCCACGGGGAUUCCAACUUGGUUAUAAAGCAGACUCAGGGUAUCUGGAGGACACGGGAUGAGAAGCUGAAACCCUACCAUGCUUACUUGGACCUAUUGAUUGAUAGAUUUGAUGUGUUAAGGUAUAUACAUCUGCCCAGGGCAGAGAAUCAGUUUGCCGAUGCAUUAGCCACCUUGGCUUCUCUGAUUGUGAUCCCUGCGGGGGUGAAUGUUAGGCCAUUGCUGAUUGAGACUAGGUCUGCACCAGCUUACUAUUGUCUGAUUGGAGAGAUAGAGGAUCAGAUUGAGCUCCCAUGGUAUCACGAUAUUUAUCAGUUUCUGUCAUGCGGCACUUACCCAGAGUCAGCCUCGGCCAAGGAUAGGAGAGCAUUGAGACAGUUGGCCACCAGAUUUGUUGUUUGCGGGGAUGCGCUGUAUAGGAGAUCACCUGAUGGCUUGUUAUUAUUAUGUCUAGACCGUGCAUCUGCAGAUCGAGUGAUGAGAGAAGUUCAUGCAGGGGUUUGUGGCCCACACAUGGGAGGUCAUAUGCUAGCACUAUGGGGUAUUGAUAUUAUUGGGAAGAUCUCACCCAAGUCUUCUAGCGGGCAUGAGUACAUUUUGGUUGCCAUUGACUAUUUCACCAAGUGGGUGGAAGCUGCUUCUUAUGCUAGGUUGACAGCGGCCAGAGUGGCCAAGUUUAUCAGAUCGCAUAUUAUCUGCCAAUACGGGGUCCCUCAUGAGCUGAUCUCAGGCAGAGGGGUGCAUUUUAAGGCGAGGUGGACACGUUGA